Messenger RNA from Theobroma cacao (cacao), 2661 nucleotides. Lineage: Eukaryota; Viridiplantae; Streptophyta; Magnoliopsida; Malvales; Malvaceae. The record is from RefSeq and is a predicted model, not a curated record.
CGUAACUUUUUUAUUGAACAGUUUGGCAAAAUUUGACAAGUUUGGAGGACUUGACCGUGGGAUAUUCAUCUCUCCCUUCCAACUUUAUUCAAGAUAUUGGAACACUGACUUCUCUUAAGAAUUUGUUCCUGUACUAUUGUGAGGUGAAUGGCAACCUCUCUAUGCAUGGCCUACUUCAUUUGAAGAAUUUGGAAUCUUUACGCAUAUACUCCACUCCCCUGGAAAACAACAUUCUUCAAACAAUUGGAGCAAUGCCUUCUUUGAAGUUUUUAUCAUUAUGGAAUUGUGGACUCAAUGGCACCUUACCAAAACAAGGAUUUUGUGAAUCGACGCAUCUUCGAGAGGUUGAUAUCGACUAUAAUAAUCUAAAGGGUAAUUUAUCGGAAUGCUUCUCCAACUUCACGUCCCUUGAAAAUAUAGAUCUCUCUUCCAAUCAAUUUUCUGGUAAUAUAUUUUUCCUUAAGAGUCUAACGUCCCUCAGUACGUUGAGACUUUCAAAUAAUAACUUUCAAAUCCCCAGCUCAUUAGAACCCUUCUUCAACCUUUCAAAGCUCAAGUAUAUCUAUGCAGACAAUAAUUCCAUAUAUGCUGAAACCGAGAUGCAUCAUUUGAGCCCAAGAUUCCAACUGAAUAGGAUCAGUUUAUCUUGUUGUGGAGAUGUUGGAUCAUUUCCUCAAUUCCUCUAUCAUCAACAUGACUUGCAGUUUGUUGAUCUCUCUAACAUCUAUUUCAAGGGAGAGCAGUUCCCAGGUUGGUUGUUGGGAAACAACAAGAAAUUACAGUCACUAAUUCUCAUCAACAACUCCCUAUCGGGACCUUUUCGGCUACCAUUCGCUUCACAUUUGGAUUUAUCAGGUUUAGAUGUCUCCAUCAAUUUCUUCAAUGGCAGCAUCCCAACAGAAAUUGGAGCAAAACUACCAUCGUUAACGUUUCUGAACAUGUCAAAAAAUUCUUUUGGCGGUAGCAUUCCGGCUUCCAUCGGUGGUAUGAAUUCCCUACGAUCCUUGGACUUGUCUAACAAUCAAUUGUCGGGUGGAUUACCCGAACACUUGGCCAUGGGCUGCUCCUUAUUAAGUGUCCUCAUAUUAUCAAACAACAGACUGCAAGGCCAGAUUUUCUCUGCAAAUUUUAGCCUGACAAACUUGAGAGAGUUGCAAGUGGAUGGGAAUAACUUCUCUGGAAGCAUCCCAGAUUGUUUGUCUAAUUGCUCAUUUUUGUCAAUAUUGGAUGUUAGCAAUAAUCAACUCUUUGAUGAGAUACCAAGAUGGAUGGAGAAUUUGUCAAGAUUGUCUAGGUUAGAUUUAAGCAAUAACGCAAUUUUUGGUGGGAUACCGAAGUGGAUGGGGAAUAUGUCAAGUUUGGAAGAAAUUAUCAUGGCAAAUAAUCAUCUUGGAGGUUCAAUCCCUGUGGAGUUUUGCCAGCUCAAUCUUAAACUUAAACUUCUGGACCUUUCAGCUAAUGACAUCUCUGGGAGUCUACCAUCUUGUUUCAGCCCUUUACGGAUUAGUCAAGUUCAUUUAUCUAAAAACAAGCUACAAGGGCAGCUAACAAAUGCAUUUCGUAACAGCAAUCUUUUGGUGACAUUAGACCUCAGCAAUAACCACUUAAGUGGAAACAUUCCAAAUUGGAUUGGCAAGCUUUAUCAAUUGAGUUAUCUUCUCCUAAAUAACAACCAUUUUGAAGGUGAGAUUCCAAUUCAGUUAUGCAAGCUGGGUCACUUAAGCUUGAUUGAUCUUUCUCACAAUAAUCUUUCUGGUAUUAUUCCGUCUUGCUUGAAGAUUACAACACUGAACGAUGUAUCCCAAGAUUAUGUCCAUUAUGUCACUACUGUUGCCCUAGUUAAUACUUCUUUCUCCACUGAAGAGCCAAUAGAGUUCACAACGAAAAACAUAUCUUACUCUUACAAGGGAAAAAUCCUUACAAUCCUGUCUGGAAUUGAUCUCUCUUGCAACAAGUUGACUGGUGAGAUACCCCACAAAGUCGAAAACUUCCUGAAGAUUUUUGCUUUGAACUUAUCUCACAACAGUUUGACAGGACCAAUCCCAGCAGCACUUUCUAAGCUUAGGCAAAUUGAGAGUCUAGAUCUUUCUUACAACAACUUGAGCGGGAAAAUCCCUCCUCAACUUGUGGGGUUAUCUUUCUUGUCUUUUUUCAGUGUGGCAUACAAUAAUUUAUCUGGAAGUACACCUGAAAGGACCGCACAAUUUGCAACAUUUGAAGAAAGCAGCUACCUGGGAAAUCUUUUUCUUUGUGGUCCACCGUUGCAGAAGAGCUGCUCUGCAACUGAACCAUCAUUGAUACAAAAGGCUAGAGAAGAAGAUGGUUCAAUUGACAUGGAUGUCUUUUUUGUGAGUUUCAUUGUGUCUUACAUAAUAGUGCUAUUGGGUUUUGCUGUUGUGCUUUACAUAAAUCCUAAUUGGAGGCGAGCAUGGUUCUAUCAUAUCGAAAUGGGCAUUACUUCAUGCUUCAAUUUUGUGGUAGACAAUCUCCCCAGAGAAUUCCAUUGUUGAAUAUGUAGCCAAUAGAUUUACAUUUCCACCAAAAAGCUUCAAACUUUUACCUUUCUUGUUAAGAAUUUGAAUAAAGAGCCUGUCUAUGGAAAUUCUACUACAAUAUGUUUCUUGCCCAAUUAAUCAUUUUGCAAGUAGCAAGCUUGGAUCA